AUGUCGUGGCUCUCCGGUUCCUCCCCUGAAAAGAACGCUCCCGCACCGACCGAGGCGCAGUCCCAACAGCCUGCUCAAACCGAAAAGCCCAAGCCCUGCUGCGUCUGCAAGACAGAGAAGACAGCACGGGACGACUGUAUGCUGUUCUCCAAAUCCGAUAAUCCCGAGAAGGAAUGCCAGUCGACGAUCGACCAGUACAAGAGCUGCAUGGCUGGCUUUGGCUUCAAGGUCUAA
Molecule: messenger RNA, 234 nt
Organism: Penicillium odoratum
Lineage: Eukaryota; Fungi; Ascomycota; Eurotiomycetes; Eurotiales; Aspergillaceae
Product: copper metallochaperone COX17
Exons: 3
Coding region: 1-234 (77 amino acids)
Biological process (GO): mitochondrial respiratory chain complex IV assembly
Cellular component (GO): mitochondrial intermembrane space
Molecular function (GO): copper ion binding; copper chaperone activity
Source: RefSeq, a predicted model, not a curated record